AUGCAGCAACAGGGAGCAUACUUGUUACCGGCCAGCCCGGCGGGGGGUCGUCAGGGCACCGACUAUCGCCCCAGCGUGAAGAAGGCCCAAGGUCAUAUUCCCGCAUGUCUGGUCAAUGCCUCGGUGACGUACUGUAACAACGACCACAUUUAUGCCUUUGGAGGAUUCGAUCAAUACACUGAUGAAGUGUACAACCAUGUGCUCCGACUCGACCUGAACACUCUCCGAUGGGAACUUGUUGAUAACUAUGGGGAUAUCCCGGGCGUUCGCAUGGGGCACACCGCCACUCUCUACCAGGGCAACAAACUCAUCGUCUUUGGCGGUGAGAAUGAACACCGUGAUUACCUUUCCGACGUCGUUAUCCUUGAUCUCCAAACCUUCGCAUGGACCCUUCCUACGAUCAGUGGCCCAAUCCCUCGCGGGAGGGCACGCCAUGCUGCUGUCAUUCAUGAUGAUAAAUUGUUCAUCGUGGGCGGCUUGACCGGCGAAAGCAACACCAUAUUAGACGACUUGACUUAUUUGGAUCUGCAAACUUGGACAUGGUCUCGGACGUGGAGCUUCACAGCUCGGUUUGACCAUACAGCAUGGGUUUGGGGCAGCCGCCUAUGGAUAUUCGGUGGACUUGGCCCUAAUAUGGAACGAACAACCGACAUAUGGUGGCUCGACCUCAAGGGUUCCCCGUCCCUUGCCGGAAUCAAUACACCCCAAGGUACCGUGGACUCCCCGGACGAACGAUUACCAGUCGCUCAUUACCCAGACUCCAUUUCUAGCCCGUCUACUCAGAUGUCCCCUCGCUCUGGAAGCUAUGCCGCGAACUCUGCCAGUGUGCAGGUGCGUAAUUUUGGGCGCCGUAAGCCAUUGGCCCCGGGCGCGAUCUCUUGUCUCCGAUUCCAAUCUGGUCCUAAUGUUCCCUCGCUAUUCUCCGGACUCCAUUAUCAAUCAUUCGCGUCCGGUGUCCUUCUUGACCUGAUCACUCCAUCGGAAACCGUACGGUCGCAUGAUUGUAACCUAGCAGCCUUGGACCUCAAUUCACUACGUUGGCAGCGACUAGCCGACGGCCACGAAAUUUUCCGCCCUGGUUAUCGUUGGCAUUACUGUACCAUUAAUGAAGCUGGGACCAAAGCUUGGCUUCUGGGAUGUAGCCUCGACUUGGCUAACGCCCCCGGGGCCAGCGACGACAACCAGAUGAGUGAGGUUCUUUCCAUAGAUCUGGAGAAAUAUGGCCUCUUGGGCAACGGAUUGUCAGCCGAUGUCCCCGAACAAGACCCCUCAUGGCUUGAUAGAUCUGGUCACUCCCCGGUCUCCGGUCUAGGUGCAGACCUUUCUUCUGUCUUUGGUCAAUCACCUGAAUCCGGUAGUGGUGCGGACUUUGUAAUUACCGCUAUUCGUGACGACGACGAUGCUAUGAGCUCAGAUGAUAUUGACGACACACCCUCUGGGUCUCCAGUACAGACUGAGCCGACUGAACCGACCUUUGUUGAACCUAACCCCUCGACUUCCGCACCGAUUCACGUCCACAAGAUCAUCUUACAACUGAGAUGGCCACACUUUAAGCGAUUGUAUGCAGCACAAAUGGCUGAGUAUCACACGAAACGAAUGCAUAUUCCCGAGCCAUACUCGGUCGUGCGGGCCUUUUUAUUCUACCUCUACGCAGAUACCAUUGGGGGGCAUCCGGAAUACCCCUCUAGUGUCAUCGAUGUGGCUGGCAUGUUGGUCAUGGCAAACCUGUACGAUAUGCCAAAACUGAGCCUUCUAUGCGUCAAUCGUCUCAGUCGUGAGAUCGAUGUUGACAAUGCUGCCAUUAUCUGGGAGCGAGCUGGGAGAACCAAUGAACAGUGGCUGAUGCGGCGAGCGGCACAGUUCUGUCUCACGCAUUGGGGUCGCAUUGUGCGAACAGAUGGCUUUAAGUCUCUCAGCCAUCACAGUUUGAUCGAACUCUGUGAGGUCGUAGAUACUGAAGGUCGCGUUAUCGCAGGGCCGGAAUUAGAGAUGGUCAGCUCAAUGGGUGAUGGAUCUUGUGAUCGAGAAACAAAAGGCUCUCGGUUACGUUUAGGGUCUACGACAGAUGAGAUGUCUGAACUUGAUGGCGAUGACGAUGGAAUGGAAAUGUCAUAA
Molecule: messenger RNA, 2115 nt
Organism: Penicillium angulare
Lineage: Eukaryota; Fungi; Ascomycota; Eurotiomycetes; Eurotiales; Aspergillaceae
Product: Kelch motif domain protein
Exons: 3
Coding region: 1-2115 (704 amino acids)
Cellular component (GO): cell cortex of cell tip
Molecular function (GO): protein binding
Source: RefSeq, a predicted model, not a curated record